UUGAUCGCUCCUCUGCUUCUUCUCACAUGCUUGCUGCCCAUCUGAAUUGCUUCCCCGGAAUCGCCGACGGUCCACACGCCGGAAAGUCAAUGGCAAAGCCUCGAGCGACUAAAUCUACAGCUACAUCUUGAAACAUGUUGCGAUCUAGCUCAAGCUCAAUGCGUUGUGUUCGCUUAUUCGCGACUUCUGCUCGUCUCUCGCGCGAUGUCGCCCAUGCAGGUGUACUCGGUGGAGGCCAGAUGGGUCUCGGCAUCGCCCUCGUCAUUGCCGGUGUUGCCAAAACUCCUGUGACCUUGGUGGAUGCGUCAGAAGCAGCUUUGUCAAAGGGGCAGAGUUUCAUGGAGAAGCUACUGCAAAAGGACAUUGGGAAGGGCAAAAUCACCGAGGCUGAUGCGGCCAAGACGCGCGAACGAGUCAAGUUUUCCACAGACGUUGAGCAUGGCUUCAAGGAUGUUGAUUUCCUGGUCGAAGCGAUUCCUGAGAUUCCUUCGCUCAAGUUUGAGGUCUUCCGGCGGCUGGCAGAGUCCUUGCCAAAGCAUGCGGUCCUUGCCACCAACACGAGUUCCAUCAGCAUCACAAAGAUCGCACAUGCAGCCAAAGGUGCAGAAGACCGUGUCAUUGGCUUCCAUCUCAUGAACCCAGUCCCGGUCAUGAAAGGCAUUGAGGUGAUUACUGGUCUGCAAACCUCAAAUGAGACGCUCGAGACUGCUUUGGCAUUUGGUGCCAAGAUGGGCAAGCUUGCCUCUCGCAGUGUCGACUCUCCUGGUUUCCUCGCCAACAGACUGCUGAUGCCUUACCUGAAUGAGGCAAUCGUUGCCCUCGAGACUGGUGUUGGCAAGGCAGAGGAUAUCGACAACAUUAUGAAGAAUGGGUGCUCGAUGCCCAUGGGCCCUCUAGCACUCGCAGACUUUAUCGGUCUCGAUACUUGCUUGAGCAUUAUGCGAGUUCUCUACGGAGAGACUGGUGACAGCAAGUACAGACCGGCCAUUUUGCUUGGUAAAAUGGUCGAUGCCGGAUGGAUGGGCAAAAAGAGCGGCAAGGGUUUCUACAAUUACUAAAGCGUAGCCUCCUUAGCCAAGCAUGCUCCUCUUCCUGCCACGCAACCUGACUUCUGCAAGUCGUUUGAGGACAUAUAGAUCCACGGCCUUGUCCUCGAUGUUAAGCGAUGUCGCACCGAGUCCAAAGUCAAUCAUGACCACCUCACCUUGUAACAUAGCAGCGACCUGGUC
Messenger RNA from Protomyces lactucae-debilis, 1229 nucleotides. Its product is annotated as 3-hydroxyacyl-CoA dehydrogenase. The transcript is spliced from 2 exons. Bases 135 to 1058 code for a protein of 307 amino acids. The record is from RefSeq and is a predicted model, not a curated record. Gene Ontology annotation, biological process: fatty acid metabolic process. Gene Ontology annotation, molecular function: oxidoreductase activity, acting on the CH-OH group of donors, NAD or NADP as acceptor; NAD+ binding. NCBI's taxonomy places the organism in Eukaryota, Fungi, Ascomycota, Taphrinomycetes, Taphrinales, Protomycetaceae.